CUCUUCUCCCUCCGCUCGCGCUGCAACCCGCCCACGCUAGGGCUUUGCAUCCGCUUCGCCGCCGCCGCCACCGCCGCCGCUGCUGCCUGCUGUUCCGCGGCCGUCACCGCUCGCAUCCGCCGGAGACGAUGGUGGGGCUGGGCGCUAUGCCGGGGUACGGGAUCCAGUCGAUGCUCAAGGAGGGGCACAAGCACCUCUCCGGGCUCGAGGAGGCCGUGCUCAAGAACAUCGACGCGUGCCGCGAGCUCUCCGCCAUCACCCGCACCUCCCUCGGCCCCAAUGGAAUGAAUAAGAUGGUCAUUAACCAUCUGGACAAGCUCUUUGUCACGAACGAUGCUGCAACAAUUGUGAAUGAGCUCGAGGUCCAGCACCCUGCUGCUAAGAUCCUGGUACUUGCUGGCAGGGCUCAGCAGGAGGAAAUCGGUGACGGAGCUAACCUCACUAUAUCUUUUGCUGGUGAGCUGCUUGAGAAGGCCGAGGAGCUUAUCAGGAUGGGGUUGCAUCCAAGUGAGAUCAUCAUUGGCUACACCAAGGCCAUUAAUAAGACUACUGAGAUCUUGGAAGAUCUGGUGGAGAAAGGUUCAGAGAACAUGGAUGUAAGGAGCAAGGAGGAGGUUGUAUUGCGGAUGAGAUCUGCAGUUGCGAGCAAGCAAUUCGGCCAGGAGGAUAUAUUGUGCCCUCUUGUAGCUGAUGCCUGUAUGCAAGUUUGCCCAAAAAAUCCUGCUAACUUCAAUGUCGACAAUGUUAGAGUUGCGAAGCUACUUGGAGGUGGUUUGCACAACUCUUCGGUAGUCCGUGGGAUGGUUCUGAAAAAUGAUGCUGUUGGGACCAUCAAAAGGGUGGAGAAGGCAAAGAUCGCAGUAUUUGCUGGUGGUGUUGAUACUUCUGCAACUGAAACCAAGGGAACUGUUUUGAUACAUUCUGCCGAGCAGCUAGAAAACUAUGCUAAAACUGAGGAAGCUAAGGUGGAGGAGCUUAUCAAAGCUGUUGCUGACUCAGGUGCCAAGGUUAUUGUCAGUGGAGCAGCAGUUGGCGACAUGGCACUGCAUUUUUGUGAACGUUACAAACUAAUGGUUCUUAGAAUCAGUUCAAAAUUUGAACUGAGAAGAUUUUGCCGUACAACGGGUGCUAUUGCACUUUUGAAACUCAGCCAGCCAAAUGCAGAUGAAUUGGGAUAUGCAGACUCUGUUUCAGUGGAAGAAAUCGGUGGUGUUCGAGUAACUGUUGUCAAGAAUGAAGAAGGUGGAAACUCAGUUGCUACUGUUGUCUUGAGAGGCAGCACAGAUAGUAUAUUGGAUGAUCUUGAAAGAGCUGUUGAUGAUGGUGUCAAUACUUACAAAUCAAUGUGCAGGGAUAGUCGGAUUAUUCCUGGUGCUGCUGCAACAGAAAUAGAAUUGGCAAGGAGAUUGAAGGAGUUCUCUCUGAAGGAAACAGGGUUGGACCAGUAUGCCAUUGCAAAAUUUGCUGAAAGUUUUGAAAUGGUUCCUAGAACCCUGGCUGAAAAUGCUGGGCUCAGUGCUAUGGAGAUAAUAUCUUCCCUUUAUGCUGAGCAUGCUGGUGGGAAUACAAAAGCUGGUAUUGACUUGGAAGAAGGUGCUUGCAAGGAUGUCUCGAUCAUGAAAAUAUGGGACCUGUAUGUUACAAAAUUUUUUGCCCUAAAAUACUCUGCCGACGCCGCAUGUACUGUACUGCGGGUUGACCAGAUCAUCAUGGCAAAGCCCGCAGGAGGGCCAAGGAGAGAUGCUCAGCCUGGAAUGGACGAAGAUUAGUUUGCUAGCGUGCUAUAUUUUCAAUAUUUACCGUGUUAUAUUCUCUUUUAUCUUAUAAGUUUGGUUCAGUAGGAAGAUUUUGGUGACUGGACGGCACGUUUGGGAUGGGGGUUGCAUGGGUGAGCUGAUGUCUUUGCGGGGAAUGUGUUUGUGAGUUUGUCUCGGGUGUAUUAUCAUGCCAAUGUAUCAAAAUGGUUAGCUCCCAGCAGGAUUUGCUCUUUCAGAUUUAUAUGCUAUCUUCAAAAUGGAUCGUUGUUCUA
Messenger RNA from Oryza brachyantha (malo sina), 2029 nucleotides. Its product is annotated as T-complex protein 1 subunit theta. Gene Ontology annotation, molecular function: ATP-dependent protein folding chaperone; ATP binding; ATP hydrolysis activity. Lineage: Eukaryota; Viridiplantae; Streptophyta; Magnoliopsida; Poales; Poaceae. Gene Ontology annotation, cellular component: chaperonin-containing T-complex. The record is from RefSeq and is a predicted model, not a curated record. The transcript has 13 exons. Gene Ontology annotation, biological process: protein folding. Bases 129 to 1769 code for a protein of 546 amino acids.